Strongylocentrotus purpuratus (purple sea urchin) is the source of this 1091-nucleotide messenger RNA. RefSeq names its product calmodulin-lysine N-methyltransferase (gene camkmt). NCBI's taxonomy places the organism in Eukaryota, Metazoa, Echinodermata, Echinoidea, Camarodonta, Strongylocentrotidae. The transcript has 11 exons. Gene Ontology annotation, molecular function: calmodulin-lysine N-methyltransferase activity. The record is from RefSeq and is a predicted model, not a curated record. Bases 111 to 1076 code for a protein of 321 amino acids. Gene Ontology annotation, cellular component: cytoplasm.
CUCGGGCUCAGACAUAGAUCUAAGGAUAGCAGAGUCAAAAGAAUAUACUCCUGUUUUAAACAAAACCUGAUAAUGUCAAAAACAAAUGCAGAAUCUGCAAGUGUGCAAAGAUGUCUUCUAAAACAGGAUUGAAAGAAAAUGACAGGGAUGCUGCUAAAAAACGAUGGAAACUUCUUGGAAAGGCUCUGAUGAAUAAAGGAUUCAACAAUGAGAUCACAAGAAAGAAUAUAACCAGUGAGGUGUCUGUUCGGAGAUUUAGUUCUUAUGGAUUGUUGACAACCAAAAAACUUCCUUCAAUUUCAUCAUCGUCAGAUGGCACAGAAAAUUAUUCUUGGUUUCAAUAUUCAAGCCCAUCCCACAGAGAUUUCUGCAUUGAUGUCAGACAUCUCAAAGAGCAGUUCUCCCCUAAAGAGCUGAUUGGAUUCAACAACACUGGAAAUGUGUGUGUAUGGCCCUCAGAAGAAGUCUUGGCCCACCAUUGUCUGACACACAGAGACUUGUUCAGAGAGAAGACGGUUUGUGAGCUUGGCGGAGGCAUGACAUGUUUGGCUGGCAUUGCUGUUGCAUGCACUUCUGAUGCUGCAAGAGUCAUUCUUACGGAUGGAAAUGAUUUAUCCUGUAAAAAUAUAGAGGUCAUUGUAGAAAAAAACAAGGACAGAUUCACAAAGACCGAAGUGAAUAUCAGAAACGUGAGAUGGAAUGAGGAGAGUAGCUUCAGUGACCUGAGGGAGAGUGUAGAUGUCAUCCUCAGUGCAGACUGCCUGUUUUUUGACCAGUAUAGGUCAGACUUGGUGCACACAAUCCAUAGUCUGCUCUCUGCUGAUGGCAUGGCAGUAAUAUUUGCUCCAUGUCGGAACCGCACCCUUGAUAAGUUUUGUCAGCAGGCCAAAUCCAGCUUCCAUCUCACCCUGGAAGAGAACUAUGAUCCUAUGGUGUGGAAUGUGUAUCAACAGGCCAAAGCCCAAGGGAAAGAGGUGUUUGAUGAGGACAUUCACUACCCCCUGAAGAUAACCCUCACCAAGAGAGGUACUCAGAGGUCAACCAUCAGAGCGGUGCUAAAGGUCACUCGGAGGUGACCCAUGAGACUAAAG